This is a messenger RNA of Lutzomyia longipalpis, 1711 nucleotides long. RefSeq names its product inhibitor of growth protein 3 (gene Ing3). Gene Ontology annotation, cellular component: NuA4 histone acetyltransferase complex. Gene Ontology annotation, biological process: regulation of DNA-templated transcription. The record is from RefSeq and is a predicted model, not a curated record. The coding region runs from base 127 to 1425 and encodes 432 amino acids. Lineage: Eukaryota; Metazoa; Arthropoda; Insecta; Diptera; Psychodidae. The transcript has 5 exons.
UGGGGACAUUGUGAACCGUAACCCCAACACGCGAGUGUGCUUUAUUAUUUUUGCCCAAAAAUCACUUUCGCAGGGCACCUGUGGCCACAUUUCAGUGCACAAUAGUUAAUUUAGGUGUUUUAAAUCAUGCUGUACUUAGAGGAUUACCUUGAAAUGAUUGAACAUUUGCCACAGGAGCUGAGGGAUAGGUUCACAGAGAUGAGAGAAAUGGACUUGUCUGUGCAAAAUAACAUGGACUCCUUGGACAAACGGGUGCGGGUGUUCUUCUCGCAGUGUCGACGGAAUGAAAUCCCAGCCAGUCAGGCUGAAGUAGAAUUCCAGGCACUCCGGAAGGAUUACUACAAAGUACUGGAGGAUGCGGAUGAGAAGGUGCAACUUGCUAGUCAAAUGUAUGAUCUUGUGGAGCGCUACCUACGGCGAUUGGAUAGCGAAUUGUACAAAUUCAAAUGCGAGCUCGAGGCGGAUCACAAUGGCAUCACGGAGAUCCUGGAGAAGAGAUCACUCGAGCUCGAUGGGACAAGUAACAGUAUUCCAGGUGCGGGAAGCAAUCACCAGAAGGAGAAUCGAUACUACGGCCUCCUGGCAAGUGGGAGUACCCCAAGUACGGGGACACAGAGUCACCGGGUAGACACGCGGUAUCGUCAUAAGACAGAGAAGCGUCGCGACAGUGGAAGUGGCGCUAGUUUGGGCAUGGAGAAGCGUCAGGCGCUGAGUAUAACGAAUUCCCAGACACCCGUACGGCCGGUGACGCCAAAUUUGAGUAGUAGUAGCGUUUCCCACCAUCAACCCCUGACGAGCACCCCAAAUUCCUCAGUUAGCUACAGCCUACAGCAUAUUGGAGCUGGGAAUGCCAUUGCAGCAGCUGCCAGCCAGGCCAUUGCGGCUACACAGCAGAUGCAGCAGGGAAGGCGUACGGCCAGCCUCAAGGCAUCCUACGAGGCAAUUCACAGCUCAUCGGGCAGUGGUGCUCAUGAACUUCUUCUUGGGACUGAUUUAGCCGGGGUGGCGCAUUCAGCACUCCGGGCAGUGGAACGUGAGGGGAGUUCCUACAAUUCCAGCCAGAGGAGGCAUAAAAAGAAACUCAGCUCUAGUUUAUCACAAAACAGCCAAUCGUCACUCCCGACGACACCUGCAGCUGCACAGGUACCCCUCGUGGAGCCCACAACGCCCACAGUGGUGAUCAAUGAGAACGGCAUGGUGGUAGAACAAACCCCUGAGGGCGAGUGGACGUAUGAUCCCAACGAGCCACGCUACUGCAUUUGCAAUCAAGUCUCCUACGGCGAUAUGGUGGCGUGUGACAAUGAAGACUGCCCAUUUGAGUGGUUCCACUAUCCCUGUGUUGGUAUAACACAGUCACCAAAGGGGAAGUGGUACUGCCCACAGUGCACCUCAUCAAUGCGCCGAAGAGGCUCACGGAAGACAUAAGAAACUCCCAAUGGAGAGUGAGAUUUCUUUACUUAAAAAACAAACGCUUGGAAAGUUUUUCUCUUUCUUUUUUUUACCGCGUUGUAGCAAAAAGACUUUGCUGUGGCAGAGAUUUAUCUUCCUCAGCGUGUGCAUAGCAUCUCUUCUAAUCCUUCCACACAACAUACACACAUUCGUGAAUUUCAAUCCCAGAAAAUGAAGAACAAGAAAACAUGUAUAGCAUUGUUGGAAUUUAUUGUGCGAGUCAUGAGAGAAAGAAAAUGAAAAAUGAAAUUACUCAAAUGAA